Folsomia candida is the source of this 1847-nucleotide messenger RNA. It is a transcript of the gene por, whose product is annotated as protein-serine O-palmitoleoyltransferase porcupine. Gene Ontology annotation, biological process: protein palmitoylation; lipid modification; canonical Wnt signaling pathway. The transcript is spliced from 7 exons. The record is from RefSeq and is a predicted model, not a curated record. Gene Ontology annotation, molecular function: palmitoleoyltransferase activity; Wnt-protein binding. NCBI's taxonomy places the organism in Eukaryota, Metazoa, Arthropoda, Collembola, Entomobryomorpha, Isotomidae. The coding region runs from base 160 to 1554 and encodes 464 amino acids. Gene Ontology annotation, cellular component: membrane; endoplasmic reticulum.
GAUUGCGGCUACACGCUGUCAAUAACAAUAAAUCGGUGACGAGACGGAAGUGAAUUAGUUGUUUUAGUUUGGUGUCGUCGUCCCGGGUUGACGACACAUCGUCGACGUUUAAACUAGCUACCGGCAGGUCGGACGACUUGAGGGACAAAGGUUAAUUUGAUGGCCAUGGACUAUAUGACAGACGAGGACGUUGACUACUACGGAGACUACGAGGAUGACGAUAUGCUCGUGGAAGAAGGCGAUGCGACAUACAUGAGCAUCACGGAUAUUUUCAAACAAUGUUUGGAACCCACGUUGACCGAAGCGUUUGGUCAAGUAGCUUGGAUGUUGUGCGCCUGUUUGGCAUUAAGACUGUUAAAUCAUCAUUUGAACGUGGGCCAGCGGGUUGAUCACAUUCUCUCAGUAUGUUUAGGAUUGGUAGCUUUGGUGUCAGUGGUGGGGGGAAAUGCCAUCUUUACCAUUGUUCCAGCAGUAAUGGGAUACUUUAUGGUAUCCACUUGUGCCAAAUCUUCGGGAAUUUUGCAUUCUCAAAUCGCUACAAUUGUUUUGGUCUGCUAUUUGGUUGUAAGAGAGUAUGUUGGCAUUCUACCUGAAUCUUGGGAGCAGGUGAGAGGAAUUCAAAUGAUCAUCGUUAUGAAAAUUCUCUCACUCUGUUUCGACAUGGGGAUCGGAUAUCAAACCACACUCCCAUCAUUUGACCAGUAUUUGGGCUAUAUAUUUUGCCCAGCAAAUUUAAUCUUUGGACCUUGGAUUCCUUUUGACGUAUAUUGUCGACUAUUUGAGGGACAAACUCAGACGAUCUGGUGGGUGUUGCCGGCUUUUGGGGCAGCAGUUUGUUCUUUCUUGAGUCUUGGAGUCAGCUCUUGUCUCCUUUACUGGGUAUUUCUUGGCACCCAGUCAAGAUGGUUGCUGACGUUUCGAGACGCUAUGGCCGUUCGAUUUAGCCACUACUUUAUUUCAUAUCUGUCAGAAUUAUCCUGUCUUCUAACCGGCAUUGCGAAUGACUCUGUAAUAACCGUGACCGAGCCGUGGAGAAUUGAAAUGCCGAGGUCUUUAGUGGAUGUCGUUGUAUGUUGGAACAAGCCAAUGCAUCGGUGGUUAAGAGUUUACAUAUUUCGCCCAAGUAUAAAAUGGGGAACGUUCCAAGCUGUACUCUGGACCUUUGCCGUUAGUUCCAUGCUUCACGGGUUGAACUUCGGUCUCACAUCUGUUCUUUUGUCACUCGGAUUGUACACGUAUGUGGAACACACCCUCCGUGAGAAGUUGGCCACUAUUUUUAAUGCAUGCAUUCGGAGUCGUAAAUGCCCAGCAAAUUGUUCACACACGUUCAAGUCGGAUAACUUUACAGUCUUCAUGAUCAACGUUAUUUUUGGACUGCUAGCUAUUUUUAAUUUGGCCUAUUUGGGCGUUAUGAUUUCUAAAAGUCACAUUGACACAGAUGUACCUCCCACCGUGUUGGAAUCAAUCAACGAUGAUCUGAAAAAAUGGAAAGACUUGAAUUUCCUGAGCCAUGUAGUCAUGCUAUGCAUUUAUUUAGCGAGUCUUGUAAUUUAAGAAAAAUACUUCUUCUUCUCGUCUUAACUCCAUUUCUGGAGAUAUGCUUGUUUUUGAUAUUUGUAAUUUUAUAUGUUUUCCACAACAUUGAGCAAAGACUGCCAUAAAUUGAUUAUUAUACACAAACGAAUGAAAUGUGAAAUCUCAGACAUGUAUUAUCCUUUCUUGUAUUAUCUUUUUAUAUCUAUUCCACUCCAAUCGAAAUAUGAAAUUUUAUUACCAUAUGUAUAAUUAACUAAGUAAUUAACCGUACAAAUAGACGCAAUAAACAUGGAACAUUUAGUAUUCCUCGA